This is a messenger RNA of Anastrepha obliqua, 4380 nucleotides long. It is a transcript of the gene singed, whose product is annotated as protein singed. Gene Ontology annotation, cellular component: cytoplasm; actin cytoskeleton. NCBI's taxonomy places the organism in Eukaryota, Metazoa, Arthropoda, Insecta, Diptera, Tephritidae. Gene Ontology annotation, biological process: actin filament bundle assembly; cell migration; establishment or maintenance of cell polarity. Gene Ontology annotation, molecular function: protein-macromolecule adaptor activity; actin filament binding. The record is from RefSeq and is a predicted model, not a curated record. The coding region runs from base 410 to 1948 and encodes 512 amino acids. The transcript has 8 exons.
AGCAACGCGUUGUGAACGGUUGUGGUGAAAAUUAUAGAAUUAUUUAUACGGUUUAAUAAAUAAAGUCGGCUUGCAGCAAACUUGUGUUAAAUAAACCCAUUGCAAAAUAGUUAUCCAAGUAUAUAAAAUAAAACUAUAGUAAUUGGAAAAAAGUGCAGUAAACAAACUCAAAUCCAAAUAACAAUUUAACACUUCGUGUGUGUGUAAUACAAACUACGAAAAAGGAUUCAGCCGGCGUACAAAAAGGUAUCGGAAAGUGCAAAACAAACGUUUGCAACAAAAGAAACAACAAAGUACAUCGCGAGCAAAUCAGACUGAAAAGUGUACUUCAGCUAAAUCCCGCAUUUUCCAACACCUUGUAAGUUGCAUUAAAGUCGUCAUCAUUGCUCCCCAACCAGUAAGCAGUACAAUGAAUGGCCAAAGCUAUGAGCUGAACCAUACGAACGGUGAUAUUAUAUCGCAAAAUCAGCAAAAGGGCUGGUGGACAAUUGGCCUGAUUAAUGGCGCACACAGGUAUAUGACGGCCGAAACUUUCGGUUUCAAGCUGAAUGCGAAUGGCGCCAGCCUGAAGAAGAAACAAUUGUGGACAUUGGAGCCAUCGAAUACCGGCGAAAGUAUUAUAUAUCUACGAUCUCAUCUAAAUAAAUAUCUAUCGGUCGAUACAUUCGGCAAUGUACUCUGCGAGAGUGAUGAACGCGAUGCCGGCAGCCGUUUCCAGAUUAGCAUCAGCGAGGAUGGUACUGGCCGUUGGGCAUUGAAGAACGAAUCACGUGGCUACUUCCUUGGCGGCACACCCGACAAACUUGUCUGUACCGCAAAAACCCCCAGUUCCAGUGAGUUCUGGACAGUACACUUGGCUGCCAGGCCACAAGUGAAUUUACGUUCAAUUGGACGUAAACGUUUCGCUCAUCUAUCCGAAUCGCAAGAUGAGAUACACGUCGAUGCGAAUAUCCCAUGGGGCGAAGAUACUUUAUUUACAUUGGAAUUUCGCGCAGAUGAGGGCGGACGCUAUGCUUUGCAUACAUGCAACAACAAGUAUUUGAAUGCUAACGGCAAACUGCAGACUAUUUGCACUGAAGAUUGUCUUUUCAGCGCUGAAUACCAUGGCGGACACUUGGCGCUGCGUGACAAGCAAAGCCAGUAUCUUUCACCAAUUGGCUCUAAGGCUGUGCUAAAAUCGCGUUCCUCUACUGUGACACGUGAUGAACUAUUCUCGUUGGAAGAUUCCUUGCCGCAAGCAUCAUUCAUAGCUGAGCUGAAUUCGCGUUAUGUGUCGGUGAAACAAGGGGUCGAUGUGACCGCAAAUCAGGAUGAGGUGGGAGAGAAUGAGACAUUCCAAUUGGAAUUUGACUGGUCUGCCCACCGCUGGGCGUUGCGCACGACACAAGACCGUUACUGGUGUCUGUCAACUGGUGGUGGCAUACAAGCCACUGGCAAUAGACGUUGUGCUGAUGCGCUCUUUGAACUGGUCUGGCAUGGUGAUGGCUCACUAUCGUUCCGCGCGAACAAUGGCAAAUUUUUGGCUACCAAGCGUUCAGGACAUUUAUUUGCCACAUCAGAGAGUAUUGAGGAAAUAACAAAAUUCUACUUUUAUUUAAUAAAUAGACCCAUUCUUGUACUUAAAUGCGAACAGGGCUUUGUUGGUUAUCGCACGCCUGGCAAUCUCAAGCUGGAAUGCAAUAAAGCCACAUAUGAAACGAUUUUGGUGGAGCGCGCCCAAAAAGGUUUGGUUCACUUGAAGGCACAUAGUGGUAAAUACUGGCGCAUUGAUGGCGAAGGCAUCUCAGUUGAUGCGGACGCGCCAGCUGAUGGCUUCUAUUUGGAGUUGCGAGAACCGACUAGAAUUUGCAUAAGAUCGCAAACUGGCAAAUAUUUGGGCGCCACGAAAAAUGGCGCUUUCAAGUUGCUCGACGAUGGCAGCGACUCGGCCACACAGUGGGAAUUCUAAGCGGUAUUAACGGCUUAAUGGGCUGGGUGAUUGCUUAAUUCAUAAUCCUGUUAGUAUGUAAUUUAUAUGCAUACAUGCAAAAGUAAAUGAUAACAAAGAACACACAUAACAAGUGUUUGCCAAUAAUGAACGUGGAAAAGUUUAUGUUCACACACGCAUAAAUACACAUACAUAUAUUUAAGUGAACUGACAAAGUGAGUCAAAAAGGAAGAAAAAAGUAAAAGAAAAAUUAAAAUUAAAAUAAAAAUAAAAUAAAAAUCAAUAAGAAAUAAAAUUGAUGAAUCAAAAGUGGUUAAGAUAAAUCAUAAUGAAUUAAUAAAUUAAAUACAAAACGCAUGCAAUUCUUAAAUAAAAUAAAUAAAAAGCGAUGAAACUAAAUAAAAUACAAUACACUGCAAUUGGCGAUUUUAGAAAGCAAACACAUGCAUACCUAAAUGAUAAAUAUAGCAUUAAAAGUAAUUUGUAUGAAAAAUGGUAAUAUGGCCCUUUGAGGGGUACGCUUUUACAUACUUGCAUACCUACAUAUACCAUAUAUUCACAUCAUCAUAUUUUUAUACCGUAACGGAGAUGAAAAGAAUUAUGAAAACCCUAAAAUAUAAAUGCAACUAAACAAAUUGCCAACAAAAAACAGGAAACGCACAAUUUUUUACACACUUUUUAUACAGCAACAAAGUCUAGCUUUUAUACCAAGAAAAAAAAAUCAACAAAAAUUGUCAAAUUUGCACUGCCUCGAGGGCAAGUGGAAGUGGUGCGGCGACAUACAUUCGGCUCAACAUACCUAUGCAUAAAAACUCAGUUCCUCUACUGCUGUAGCUGUAGCUGUCAAACACACAAUAACUCUUCAGCUUCAAAAUAAAAGGUUUAUAUUUUAUUAAUUUUACUUAUGCUAAACACAUUCAAAAUAUUCAUACCAUCUGCCUCUUCAGACCAUUUUUCUUUUCUAAAUAUCUCGUCAUUUGUGAUUUAAUACUCAAACGAAAAAAUUUUGAAAAUACGUUGAUUCACAAAUAAGCGCGAAUUGUCUGGCAUUGGCAUCAUGACAUUUGCAAAUUUGCAUGGCAGCACAACAGCUAGAUGUAUAUAUUUGACAACUGAACUUUAAAAUGCCGCGAAGUCAAGCCACUCGCACUUAAAUGUAAAUUGCGCUGAUAUGACUUUUAGUAUUUGCUCUCCCAUUCGACGCACUCCUUUCGAUUUGAUUAAACAGACUUCGAAAAUUUCCAAAUCUAGCACUAAAGGAAUAUUGUGUACAUUAAACGGCGGCAUUGAAGAAAUAGACUGCGAUACAACAAAGCUAAUGUUGUGGCUUAUAAAAAUCAAAACCAAAAAAACGGCUCAUACUAACGGCCCAUUAAUCUGAGUUAAACCCAUGCGCAAUAAAUUGUCAAUAAAAUAAGAUUCGGUAUAACUAUUGCUUAAAUUAAAAUUCCCUAAGACUCAUAAUUGAUUGUUCCCAAUAACAUGCUGAAGGGCUAACACAUUGUUAACAUGUGACUUGUACUUAUAUAUACUCUCAUUACUUAAAGGUGGUAUAUAGGAAACGCAAAUAUAAAGAAAACACUGCGAUCCUCGAAUUAACAAAAGUAGUUGGUGCAUAAUAGUACAGGUCUCCUGCAACUGAAUAAGCGAUGCCUGACGAUUACAGCGAAGUGCAAUCAGCUGCCCCCUCUGCUACAUUCAAUUUUAACAGCAUCUCUUUUUUUGCGGAAAAUUACGUAAAGGUUCGGAUCGCAAAACGCAGCACCGAAAAAGUUUGAGUUAAGCCAAGUCUCAGUUACAACAAAAACGCCAUAUUCACCAUAUGAGCGCAGCAGUUGCACGUCGUCGGACUUACUUUUUAAGUCCAACGUUUUCAUAAUAAAUUUGUAUGUGCUUGUUAGGACUGGUACGUUCAACUAAUUCUGAGGCGGUUGCGAAAAAAAAAAAUGAAAACGAAUAAAUACGCUAACAAACCAAUUUUAAGCUCAAGCCGUUUUUCAGAAUUAUAUCCAGAUUCGCCGCUUUUUUAACGAGCUUAGAGCUUAAAAUAUGCUUCGUAGUUCGUUAUUCACACCCUAUCUAACUCCGCGUGAUUGAUUUCGCUUACGCUUAAUAUUUUCACUCUCAUCAGAAAACCAAGCAGAAUCUGAGCGCAGCGCUGCAGUGUUUGAUCGGUGAGAAGUAAUAAGCUGCGAUGGCAAAUUAUGGUUGAUACAUUACAUAUUUUCGUUACUAGUGCAAGUACCUAUAUCACUGCAAGCAAUUGAAAGACCAGGUAACUCAGAGCUAUUGCGAACAAAAGGUAAUACAAGAAAUGAAUCAUCUGGCACGACAGUUGACAGUUCUAUGUUACUAAAACGACCUGGACCUGACCAUACAUGCAUGGGGAAUGUUUAUGCUGCUACAACAAUAACAUGAAUCAUCUGAUUUCACAAGAAACAAUUUAAUAAAUA